Anthostomella pinea is the source of this 480-nucleotide messenger RNA. The record is from the annotation of a GenBank genome assembly. Lineage: Eukaryota; Fungi; Ascomycota; Sordariomycetes; Xylariales; Xylariaceae.
AUGUCCGACUCUGUGGUCCCCGCGUUGAAGGUGUCGGUUCGCCAGGUCAGCUCAUCGCCGCCGAAGCUCGCGAUCGGAGUCACCAACACCCACUCGGGCCCCGUGACGGUGCUUACGUGGGAUUCACCGCUUGAUCCACUCGCACUGCAGCUGGGCCUUCUCUCUUUCACGCCGUCGGGAAGCGACAGCCCCGUGGAUAUCCCGACGAUUCAGGUCAGGCGAAUGAUGCCGCCCAAGGCAGAUUCUCUCGUGACCAUCGAGCCGGGACAGACGGAAGAGCGUCAGGUGGAGCUCAAGGAGCCCGUCGUACCUCUGAAGCAACUGGGCAGCAAUAUGAGUGCCGUCUGUAAGGGGCAGUGGACCAGCGUGUGGCCACUCAAGGCGGAUGAAGUCACAGUCGAAUCUCUGGGUUCAGUCGGUGCCAGUGAAGAUGCUUUCCAAGGUAGUUUCGAGAGCCCGGCGGUGGAUAUAGAGGUCUGA